AUGAAUCCUGGCCAAGUUACCCUGCUGGGAUCCACCAUCUGUGUGAUGUUUACUAUGCAUUUUGCAGCACAGCUUAUCUCAGAACAUCUUUUCUGUUGGAAGAAGCCAAAGGAGCAGAAAGCUAUUAUAAUUAUCACACUUAUGGCCCCCAUAUAUGCUAUUGACUCCUAUGUUGGUUUGUUAGAUCUUCAGGGGACCAAGGCCUUUUUUAUGUUCUUGGGCUCAAUUAAGGAAUGUUACGAGGUCUUGGUUAUAGCUAAAUUCUUGGCUUUGAUGUACAGCUACUUGAACAUAUCCAUUUGCAAAAACAUAGUGCCUGAUGAAAUCAAAGGAAGAGAGAUUCACCAUUCAUUUCCAAUGACUCUUUUUCAGCCCCGCACUGCUCUUCUGAACCACAAUACAUUGAAGCUUCUCAAGUACUGGACAUGGCAGUUUGUUGUGAUUCGCCCGUGUUCAAUCUUGAUGAUAACUCUUCAACUUCUUGGAGCCUAUCCCAGUUGGGUCAGCUGGACAUUCAGCAUCAUUCUUAACAUUUCAGUGUCACUGGCUUUAUACUCUCUUGUCAUUUUCUACCAUGUGUUUGCAAAGGAGUUGGCACCAAAUAAACCGCUUGCUAAGUUUUUAUGCAUCAAAGGGAUUGUCUUCUUCUGCUUUUGGCAGGGUGUUGUACUUGAUAUUCUUGUAGCAUUGGGCAUAUUCCGAUCUCAUCAUGUCUGGCUAGAUGUUGAGAACAUUGAGGAAGCCCUACAAAAUGUAUUGGUGUGUGUGGAGAUGGUUUUCUUUUCCGCUUUUCAGCAAUAUGCAUACAACGUUGCGCCAUACAGAGAUGAUGUUGCAUCAAGCGCAAAAUUAGAUAAGAAGAAAGAGUGAUUUGGAAUUUACAUAAAUAUGGGUGAGAACUUGAAUGUACCGAUAAAUAUCAUUGACUGAACUAAGUCAGAUUUAUAUGACCCAUGCUAUACCUAUAUCUAAAUAAUUUCGACUUUUAUACUUUUAGCUAGAGGAUAUUAAAAGAAGAAAGAAACCCAAGGCAUUUGAGAAA
This is a messenger RNA of Juglans microcarpa x Juglans regia, 1042 nucleotides long. Its product is annotated as transmembrane protein 184C-like. NCBI's taxonomy places the organism in Eukaryota, Viridiplantae, Streptophyta, Magnoliopsida, Fagales, Juglandaceae. Gene Ontology annotation, molecular function: transporter activity. Gene Ontology annotation, biological process: transport. The record is from RefSeq and is a predicted model, not a curated record.